AUGGCGCUUCCCUCUCUACGACUCCAUUACGAGCCAAAUCUGCAUCGAGCGCUCUUCCAGGACGCCGGAGACUUAUCCGUUUCUCACCUCAAUCCAGAGCUACUAGCGUCUUUUAUUGCGGAUCCUGUUGGGUCGACUGUCUCCCUGCGCGACUUGUACCGGCGCCGAUCACGAGGCGAGGCGAACGAGGAACUCCAAAGUCACAUACGUGUCCUGUUGCAUCUGCUCAAGUUCCGCCUGGACAAUGUCCCGUUCGAAGAGGAUUGCGCACGCGUGCUACGCGUGAUCGAAGAUUAUCAGGUUUUCCCCUUGCUUACGGAAGUCCUAUUGAACGACGACUUCUUUCGCGAGGAUGUGGACUUUGUUGUUCACAUUCUUGAGGUGGUAUACAGAGCCUUGUCUCUUGGCCAUCAUCUAGACGCUCCUCUGAAUGGACACUGUAUGGUGCUAUCUUCCGUUUUUUGUGAGAGCGUGCUUCGUGGGCACUCGUGGUUCAAGGACGGCUUGCACGUAGCCAGUGGGACGUCACGUUAUGACGCCAGUGUUCUCAUCCACAGGGCCCUCAUUCCAAACAUACUUCUAUUAUUAUCCGAGGAGCUUUUCAGUGAGACCCAGGGUCUACGGCAGGCAUGCCUCCUCGGCUGGAUUACGAACCCUGUUCUCGACGAUCCCAAGUAUAAUACCCCUAUCCUGUCUAUUGCUAUGCUGCAGCAUGUGCUCGCGGGGGUCGAUGUUUACCCCUCCCAAGUCGAGCAACAAGAGGCUUUUUGCGCCUCAAUCAGCCAGUAUAUCAUCCCUACGUUUGGGGGGGAUCUCUAUCUACGGCAGGUGGCGAAGAUGUUGCGCAACGAGGCUAUCUUACAGGACGACAUUCUCGAAUUGAUGUUACCAGUCACAAGUCUAUCGAUCAUCAGUCACCCUAUGCUGCUUACGAACUCCACCCUGUCGGAUGUGCUUAUCGCUAUGCUCGAUAUAUAUGGCCAGCAGGCAAUCAAGUCUGUCUAUCAUCGGGAGCGUCGCGUUGUGUUCGAGUUUCUCGACAUAUGCACGCGUCUCAUGCCACAUGCGCAGAACAGCGCUAGCGCUCGCUCCUCCAUUACUACUAUCACUCGCGAUGGACGGCUUUUCGAUGUCCUAUCGCGGGCGCUUUGCAUCUUUGUCACAGACCCGCUUUUGAUGGACGGCGCUGCACACGGCUCCAAAGGCUAUCGUCAGUCUUCCAGACGUCUUGUGUGCCAUGAACGCGCCUCUGACACAUCCCAGAUGUCUGCCAAGAGUACCUAA
Molecule: messenger RNA, 1284 nt
Organism: Peniophora sp. CBMAI 1063
Lineage: Eukaryota; Fungi; Basidiomycota; Agaricomycetes; Russulales; Peniophoraceae
Source: the annotation of a GenBank genome assembly